CUUCCCUCUUCUUUUUUUUAUUAUCAAUGGUGAUCUCCGAGAUUCUUUCCCCAAAUCUUAUCCUCCCCGUCCCCAUGCUGCUCUUCCACUCUCUUUUCCCCCAUUCCCCUCUCUGAGACAAAGACAGCAACCAUAAAAAUCCCACCUUUUACCUCUGAGACAUGGGUUUUGGACCUCCUCCGCGAUGUCUCUCCUCACCCUAGACCAAUUCCUCUCCCGAUCCUUGCACAGCCGAGCAAACAUCAUCGGCGAAGACGCGGCGGUCGCGACGGCAAGGAGAAUGUACUCAACCGAGAAGCCCUGCGGCGUUGAUUUCUACAACGGCGGACUGCCGCCGCCGCCGCAGAUGAUUCUGGCGGAGAGCAGCGGCGAGGACCAUGAGGUCAGGGCGCCCAAGAAGCGCGCGGAGACGUGGAUCCAAGAGGAAACGAAGAGCCUCAUCGCGCUCCGGCGGGAGAUAGAUGGGCUCUUCAACACCUCCAAGUCGAACAGGCAUCUGUGGGAGCAGAUCUCGACGAAGAUGCGGGAGAAAGGGUUCGACCGGUCGCCCACCAUGUGCACCGAUAAGUGGAGGAACUUGCUGAAGGAGUUCAAGAAGGCGAAGCACCAGAUCAAAGGGAGUGGGUCGGUGAAGAUGUCGUACUACAAGGAACUCGAUGAGUUACUCAAGGAGAGGAGCAAGAAGGCCGGAUUCAAGAGCUCUGCGGCGUCCAAGGUUGAUGCCUACCUGCACUUUCCUGAUAAAGGUCUUGAAGAUGCAAAUAUUCCAUUGGGGCCCGUGGAAGUGUAUAACAAUAGCUAUAUCCAUGAUUAUCUAGCAAACGGUAGAUCACCACUCAACAUGGACAGACCUCUGGAGCAUGAUAGACAUCCACUGGCCAUAACAGCUGCUGAAGCGGUUGCAGCUAGUGGUGUAAAUCCUUGGAGUUGGCGAGAUCCUUCUGUGAAUGAUAAUAAUGCCUCCUAUGAUGGAAGGGUUAUUUUGGUCAAAUGGGGUGAUUACUCAAGAAGGAUUGGUAUCGAUGGCACUGCCGAGGCAAUUAAGGAGGCCAUCAAGUCUGCAUUUGGUUUAAGAACCAAAAGGGCAUUUUGGCUAGAGGAUGACGAAAAUGUGAUUCGCAGCCUUGAUAGAGAUAUGCCUCUAGGUUCCUACACUCUCCAUCUUGAUGAAGGGAUAAGUAUCAAAGUUUGCAUCUAUGAAGAAACUGACCGCAUUGCAGUUCAUACUGAAGAAAAGACACUCUACACCGAAGAUGACUUCCGUGAUUUCCUCUCCCACCGUGGUUGGGCUGGCCUAAGAGAGUUGAGCAGCUUUAAAAAUGUCGUUACACUGGAUGAUCUUCGUCCAGGUGCUAUGUACCAGGGCAUGAAAUUGCUCAGUGAUUAGCAAUCAAUCAAUAUAUGAAUAUCUGGUACCAGAAACCCAGCUACGGGAGUCUUUUAUUUUUUUUCUACGGUUUUAUGAUAUAUCAAACAUAGUCCAACUGAGAAUUGUUAGCAAGUAUUAGGAACAUCAUGGUGUGGUAGCAGUGCAAGCCUAACUGGAUAAUUUCUUCUAUAGCCAGCAGUUUAAUGCACCCCUAAGUUGUGGUGGCAUUGCCCUAUGACGCCUGUAGAUAACCGACGCGAAUGAAAGUUUCAGAGAAUUAGGCUACUGUAGUGUUUAUGUGAAAGGUCAAAAAUGUUGUCUCUUUAUGGAGGAAGUUCAUAUAUAUCCAAUAUGUUUGCAUA
Molecule: messenger RNA, 1731 nt
Organism: Musa acuminata subsp. malaccensis (wild Malaysian banana)
Lineage: Eukaryota; Viridiplantae; Streptophyta; Magnoliopsida; Zingiberales; Musaceae
Product: trihelix transcription factor GT-4
Source: RefSeq, a predicted model, not a curated record